UACAAUUAAUUUAAUAAUUUAUAUUUAAGCUCAUUCAGAUUGAAUAUCAUGAAAAGUUUUCCGUUCCUUGUGCUUUUUAAUUGGUAUGGUUUCGUAAUAUCAGCUGCAAAUUUAAGCAAUGUCACCUUAAUCGCCUGCAACAUGGAUAGUUUGAAAAAAGAAUAUCUUCGAGAUGCCAAAGAUCUCUAUGUUUUACAUUGCAAUAUACCAACUCUUCAGAACGCUGUAUUUCUGAGGCACAACAAACUCGAAACAUUGUGCAUUUCCGAUUCCAAACUAUCAAAACUAGAAGAUUAUUCCCUCAAUGGAUUGAUGAGUUUAACAUCCCUCGAUCUAACGCGAAACAAUAUCUCUCAGAUCAAGUCGUGGUCAGAUGAAGAUUAUCAACGUAACUCCAUCAAAAAGCUGGAGAUAGAUAGUUUUCGACGAUUUCCUUAUCUUCAGAAACUCAAUUUGGCUGUCAAUCUUAUCGAAAUCAUACCCGAUGGGAUGUUGCGCAGUUUGCCACUAUUGAAGUACAUAAACAUUGGCAAGAACCACCUUAAACAAAUUGACUUAAGCACUUUCCGGGGACUACACAAGCUGUCACACCUUGCCUUACAUUAUAAUCAAAUCUAUGAGAUUAAUCCACAAGCUUUUGAUACAAACAAUCAUUUGAGAUCGUUGCGAUUGGAGGCGAACGCCAUUGUGGAUUUGAAAUUUAUGGCUCAAAUGAAUCUGGCCCGGUUGGUGCAUUUGAACUUGAGCAAUAACGCAAUUAAUAGCCUUAAGCGAAUGGCCUUUACAAAAGACACAGAGUUAAAGAGCCUCGACGUGAGUUAUAAUCUUAUUGGGGAGAUUUAUGAAGACACACUAUUAGGAUUAGAAUCACUCGAGAUGCUAAAUGCCAGCCAUAACCGUAUCCACACCAUAGCCUCGAAAAGUUUCCUUGAGCUAACUAGCCUAACUCAUCUUGAUAUCUCUGCGAAUAAUUUAACCAACUUACCUUUGGAUAUAUUCAACUCAACACACCGCCUAAAAUACAUUAAUAUGUCCGACAAUGCACUGGAGCACCUAGAAUCUAAUCAUUUUUAUGAAAUGUCCCAGCUUCAGCUACUGGAUCUCUCCAUCAACCAUCUACAUCGUGAUAAUUUCAUCGAAGGACUAUUUUCUCACUGUCGACACCACCAUCAGCAGCGGAAGCCUCAGAUGCAUGCACUCCAUUUGUUGAAUCUGAGCUAUAACGAGUACAGUGUCCUCAACUUGUCCAUGCUGUAUGAAUUCGAAAGAGUAGAUUUGUCGGGUAAUUUAUGGGACUGCAAUUGGCUGAUCCGGGAAAUGAUUCAUGGCCCGGAUACAAUACGCUUUGGUAGAAAUUAUAUAAUGAAGGAUACAGAAGCAGAUCUUUGGUCUGUGGCCGGUGUGGAUUGUUAUGAUGAAAAGACCAAACGAAGUAUUAUUCUGAUUUAUGAUUGGAAUUUGAUGGGUUCAAAAGAUGGUGAGAAUUCAAUUAGUUCUUUGCUUUUCUGGUCAAACAUUCUUUCAAAUCAUGAAUUCGAUAAUAGGGAUAUUGUUAUUUGUUUUCUGCUAUUAGUCAUACUUGCAUUUUUAGCAAUUCUACUACAAUUUACUUGCAAAUCAAAAAGAAGAAUCAAACAAUCAUCAAAUAGGGAAAAAGAUCUCGAAGAAAUCGAAAUGAUGUCCUGUGGGGAUACAGCAAUAUCAACUGAUUCAAAUAUCGAUAAGAAGUAGUAGAAGUAAAAAUCCAAAAAACAUAAAUACAUAAUUAAUUUAUUUUAUACUACAAAACAUCCAAUUUAGUUAUUAAUAAAUUACUUGUUGCCUUAAA
Messenger RNA from Eupeodes corollae, 1828 nucleotides. RefSeq names its product leucine-rich repeat-containing protein let-4-like. Gene Ontology annotation, molecular function: protein binding. Lineage: Eukaryota; Metazoa; Arthropoda; Insecta; Diptera; Syrphidae. The record is from RefSeq and is a predicted model, not a curated record.